Fundulus heteroclitus (mummichog) is the source of this 2206-nucleotide messenger RNA. It is a transcript of the gene aknad1, whose product is annotated as AKNA domain containing 1. Bases 200 to 2206 code for a protein of 668 amino acids. The transcript is spliced from 10 exons. NCBI's taxonomy places the organism in Eukaryota, Metazoa, Chordata, Actinopteri, Cyprinodontiformes, Fundulidae. The record is from RefSeq and is a predicted model, not a curated record.
UGCUCCUGCUGGUCCAGACGGUCAGCGCUGCCGCCUGGACUACAUUAUUAAUGGCUCCAUAGAAACUCAAGCUGUCCGAGAUGCCGCAUGGCCAGAGAGAAGGAAGAGAGGGACACUAGCACUGUUUUAAGAGUAGGAGCAACCCACGAGCUAAUGUCACCCUGAAGGAGGAGCAGCUCCUAACCACAAGAAACGCCUGAUGGAGGGGGAUUCUGAGGACUUAGACGAGGAUGUCCAGGAAGAGGCUGAACCCGCUGUGCUGUGGGAGAAGUGCAUUCAGCACAGCAUCGUAUUUGAGCUCAGUGAGGACGAAAGUCUUCACCUAAGUGAUCUGGAGAGCUCUUUAGCCUUAAAUCUGUCCCAAGCAGAAUCAGCUGCCUCAGAAGCAAGCAUUCAUCUCAGCGGGAGUGCAGAGCUGUCAGCAUUGGACGACUCCACCUCAGAGAGCAGUGCUGUCAGCAGCGGUAGCGUAGACGCUGUCGAAAACAAAAGUAAAAAUAACACGUUGCUCCUGUCGGCCCAAAGACCUAACACCAUGCACGAUGGGCCGUCCUCCAAGCAGGGGUUAGAGGACCCGGGACAAAACACCAGCGACGAGGAUCAGGAAGAUCUGCCUAACGAUGAGGACCUCGGAAGCCCUUACUUUAACCAAACAUCUAGUUCUUUUGGAAACUCUGACGGAGGAAACACUGUUCACGGAAGUCCAGAUGCUCCUGACCUGCCAGACACCAGAGGUGACGAGUCUUUUGAAGCUAUCAGGCAAACGGAGACGGCUCCCCCAUGCCCUGUUCCUCCAGACAUCACCCAGUUGUUGCUGCGGCACUUCUCUCAGGAGGAGCUGCUCAGGCCGGAGACGCUGAUUGAGGCAGAGACCUUGCCGGAGGUGUCGCUGCUGGAAAGCGUGGAGGACUCUGUUUUUAGCUCGGCUCCACACACGCCGGCAAAAUACAGCAGUGCAACUGAAAGCACUCGGGAAAGCUGCCAAAAUGCAUCCAAGAAUGAAAGCUUUGAAGAAGAAAAUGAAAAGAAAGUUGAUGAUUGCACCUCCGCUGCCAGUGAGAAAAGCAUGUCCCACUCUGCAGGUUUCAGAGGGGACACCGGUGCAGAUGAACCUGAACAAAAAGAGAGAGAAGAGGAGGACCAGAAUCAGAGAGUCCCUCUCAUUCGCACUAGAUCCUUCAAUGAGAUUAAAUACGGCCAGGGACAGGUUCAUUACCCUCUCCCCGAUUUCUCCAAGGUGGCUCCGAAAGUCAAAAUCCCUAAAACUCCAAGUGGACCCGUGAGGCCAGUUCCCCAAAGCCCUAACGCCAUUCACAGAGCCCGGUCUUCUCCGGGCAUGUUAGACGUGAUCAGCAGAGUCCUGGAGGACUCGAUCCCGCCGUCAGAGACGCCCUACGUCUUCAAAGACAGUGACAACCAGACUGCCCCAGCACUGGGGCGUCACCUGAAGACUGAAUAUGACAAAUUAGUGACCAGGUACGCAGAGCCAGAGAACGUGAUGGAUCAAAUGAAACCAGAACCAAACACUCAUUCACCCUCAGAAGUUGCUAAGAAGCAGGUUGAGUUUGGUCAAGAAACUCAUCCCAAAUGUUUGAUUUCUCCCCUUCCACGGUCAGGGAUGUUUCUGUGUCGGGCAACUGAACCAGUGGCAGAAAACUUUGGUGGGAAAGAUGGUGAAUCGACUCCGCAUCCCAUAGUCAAGGAAGCCACUAGAGUUUUAUCAAACCAGAAUGAAGAUAUUCUCAGCGAUGGUGAGAGAAUGACCGCUGAGCUGAGAGAGAUCAUCGGCCAGUUCUUGCAGAAGGUCGAAGAAUUCAAAUGUAGUGUUACCAGUAUGUCUGUAAGCACAGCUGAGCAACAAAUGAUGCUGAGGAGCAUGAUGGAGGCUCAGGAUGAGCUCGAAAGGAAAUACAUCCGUAAGAAGGAAGAGCACAGAGCUCUGGAGAUGCAGAACUAUAUAGGCCUAUCUAGGAACACCGGCACCUUUGACCCAGACAGACUGGUAGAAGGAGACAUUUUCAGGAUAGGGAUGCACCUAGAGGACAUAAAGGAGGUCAUUGACAGAAACGCAUAUGAGCAGAUUUCUCCACCCCACUCGUCCUCCACCCCCACGUCCAUCACAACCUCGCUGCGCGCGGUCCCCGGUUCACUUCCCUUUCACACAAGUCCACCUCCACCUGCAUCUUCCCUGCAUGAGAACAUCUAG